AUCACUGAUAAUGUCUUUCCUUUUGUGGUUCCUCCCCAUUUAUACAGUUUUCAUUUUGCACUUUACUUUUCUCACAUGCUCAUUACUAUCUCGUUUAUCAGUGUCACGUGUUUAUCCAAAAUAUCUUACUGUAUUUGAUUUUAACUCUGGCGUCUUCACAGUGCAGGUUGGUUGCAUUAGACAUGUGCAUUAUUGGCUAUCAAUGGGAGGUGCACCAACGGCUAUGUAUGAGAGG
Candidula unifasciata is the source of this 235-nucleotide messenger RNA. Lineage: Eukaryota; Metazoa; Mollusca; Gastropoda; Stylommatophora; Geomitridae. The record is from the annotation of a GenBank genome assembly.